AAGAAGGUGGACUGCAGGCGUGUGCUCUUGUGUUUGUACGAGUCCCGUGUACGUGUGUGUGUGGCGAGUUCUGGAUGUUAGUGUUGCAACCAUCUUUAAAAAUCCCUGCUUUCGGUUGAAUAGGAGGAAGUAGCUCUGACUUCCCCAGGAAAUGGGAAGAGGAAAUCUGGGGACUUCGACCUCCCUCGCUGCGCCAGAGCUGCAAGACGACUCGCAGGGCGCAAAAAGAGAGCGGGGAGGAAGAGAAGGGUGGAUCCUGCAGCCUCUGACUGGUAGCAGAAGUUGAGGGAGUGAGUGAGACAGAAAGACGCUUGUCCAGGAGUCGUAGUGUUGUCCUGGCGUGGAGAUGAAGCUUCUGCUCGGGGCUCUGGGCGCUCUGCUGUGCUGCUCCUUGUCCUCCUCACAAACACUGGACCCUGCUGGGAAAAACGUCUGCCUCAAUGCCAGGGACCCCUCCACCCCAGCGUGUUGCACUGGUUGGCGCCAGGAGGGCAACGCGUGCACUAUACCUGUGUGUGAGGGAGACCAGGCCUGCCACAAGAACGAGAUCUGCGUGUACCCAGGAGUGUGUCACUGUCCGCCCGGCUACUUCGGCGCUCGCUGCAGAACACCCUGUCCUCUGCAGCUCUGGGGCUCCAACUGCCGCCAGGAGUGCCGGUGCUUCCCGCACGGCCGCUGUCACCCCGUCACCGGCGAGUGCUCCUGCAGGCCCAACCGCUGGGGCCCGCUGUGCCAGCACGCCUGCACGUGCGCCCGCUACGGCCAGUGCCACCCGGUCCACGGGAACUGCACCUGCGACGAGGGCUGGUGGACGGCCGCCUGCUCCAAGCCCUGCCUCUGCGUCGCUGGCGGCUCCUCGGGCCCCGGCUGCGACCAGGCCACGGGCCAGUGUCGGUGCCACCGCGGCCACUGGGGGCAGCGGUGCCUCUUCAACUGCAGCUGCCACCUGUCGCCGUGCGAUCAGCGCGACGGCGCGUGCGAGUGUGAGGCGGGUUGGUGGGGACUGGGCUGUGGCAGGAAGUGUAACUGUGACCUCAGACACAGCCACUGCGACCCGGGCAGUGGGCGGUGCCUGUGCCACCCGGGGUACCAGGGCAGCUUCUGCAACCGGCUGUGUGAGAACGGCACGUACGGCAGUGGGUGCGAUAGGAGAUGUGGUCACUGUACAGGCGGCCGGCCCUGUUCUCUCACCGAUGGCUCCUGCGCCGCCUGCGAGCCUGGCUGGAACGGCACGCGAUGCGACCGCCCCUGUCCGCCCGGUUACUACGGCGACGGCUGCCGGGAGACGUGUCCGCGCUGCAGGAGCAGCGAGCCCUGCGACCCAGUGACUGGGACUUGCCCGAGGUGUGACGCUGGUUGGACUGGAGCCAGGUGCGAUGAAGCCUGCUCCAACAGGACGUUCGGACUUGCUUGCUCUUUCCUGUGUGGCCCUUGUUUCCACGGCAACUGCCAUCACGUGACAGGAAGAUGCAUCUGUCAGCCGGGGUUUCAUGGAGAAAGCUGUAACAGCAGCUGCCCCCACAUGCACUUUGGCCCCAACUGCUCCUCCGUCUGUGCCUGCGGCGGUGGAGCCAGCUGCCACCCGCUCACCGGCGUCUGCCCCCACAGUGGCAGAACCGCGGUCCUGGUCGGCGUGCUGCUCCCGCUGCUGCUGCUGCUGCUCGCUGUGCUUUGCUGUUGUUUGUGCUGUGGAGGAAGCCCCGUGGACAGCAAGGACAGGGCGACGUUGGCUGAGGGAGGCUGGUCAGCCCGUAUGAAAUACCACGUGUACAGUGUGGUGGCUAACAUCAGUGCUGCCCUCCCCUGUGUAUCCAACUGGUCGUCUGGUCUGCCUCGCGUCACCGUAUCUCACCACGACCCAGAGUUGACCUUCAACCACAGCUUUAUUGAACCUCCCUCCUCUGGCUGGGUGACUGAAGGGUCGUCGUUUGACAGCGAUGAAGAGGAGGGAGAAGCUCUUUACUGUGUCCCCCCAAGAGAAGACAUCCCAGCAGUGGCAGGCGGCGAGUUCCAGGAGAUGAGUUCAAAGUGUAACAUGUUCCUGGACCCAUCGGGCUUCAGCAGCGAGGACAUCAGCUCACCCUUCAACAUCCCACGCACCUCGAGCAUCGCUAAAUCCAAGCGCCCCUCCGUCUCCUUUGCCGAGGGAACCCGCUUUGGACCCAAGGAGAGACGUGGCUCAGCCCAGGACCCCUGCGUCGGUGUCUCUCGCAGCAAAUCUAAAACCAACUGGGGGGUUUUGAUGCUGUCCGCCCUCCAGAGUCAGGGGAGUGCCGCGAGAACAGAAGAGGAAGGCGCAGCUGAAGGCAGGGAGACGGUGAACGAAGGGGACGUGCAGGUGGCAAACAACCAGGAGGCAAACUGUGAUGCAGUGGAACAGGAAGACAGAACUUCAUCCAGGGCCAGCAUGCAGGUCCACGGGGGGUCGGGAAGAAGACGGACUAUGUCCAACACAGCCGCCCAUAAGGGGACCCAGCUGCUAACGCCUGCCUCAGACACUCAGGUGGGAGGGCCCAAUAAGGUCACCACAGUGUAUGUGACAGUGGGUAGGGCUGGCCGACCCGUGUCAAAGACCGAGCCGAGCUCCGAAGGGCCCGUUCAGGCCAUGCUGCGGCGACUGGGCAGCCUGCAGAGGCAAAGAGAGCAGGAGAGCGGAAAGGCCAAGUCCCGGCGAGGGGACGAGAUCACCAAACCACCCCGGAGGAAGCUUGGAGCACGGGCCACCGUGUGGGAGCAGGGGGGGCCGCACGGAGCCGAGGGCGGGCCGCGUAAGCCCGUCAGAAGGAAGCAAGGUUCCGUCAAGUCCCCCGACGCAGCCAGCGCUAAUGACGCUCCAUUGCCGGACAGCGACACGCCAAGGAGGCCGCUGUCGUCCAUUCUGAAAUACGCACCCGAGCCGGCUCCGGCCGAGCCAGGGGCCGCGCUCGGGGCCGAGGGAAACAGUACCGGGCAAACGGAGAGCAACUAUCUGACCGUGGGACCGGCAGGAGACGCUGUGAGCCUCACCGAGAUCAUCGCCAAUGAAGGAGCCAAUGACGAGCCCUGCUAUGAAAAUGUCCUGGUUAAAGGCUCAUAACCUACGUGCUGCUAUCUUAUCAGCAGGUCUGAUACAAACAACAUAAAGUAUUUAUUACUGUGUAGUUACAGACCACAGACGUCUAAGGAAUGCAGUGUUAUGAUUCUGACCUAUAAAAUGUACUUACAUUUAAAGCCCCCAAAUUCUUGAAAAAUAAAGACAAAACAUAUACA
Molecule: messenger RNA, 3249 nt
Organism: Betta splendens (Siamese fighting fish)
Lineage: Eukaryota; Metazoa; Chordata; Actinopteri; Anabantiformes; Osphronemidae
Gene: scarf1
Product: scavenger receptor class F, member 1
Exons: 11
Coding region: 347-3076 (909 amino acids)
Molecular function (GO): scavenger receptor activity
Source: RefSeq, a predicted model, not a curated record